This is a messenger RNA of Phalaenopsis equestris, 597 nucleotides long. RefSeq names its product universal stress protein PHOS34-like. The record is from RefSeq and is a predicted model, not a curated record. Lineage: Eukaryota; Viridiplantae; Streptophyta; Magnoliopsida; Asparagales; Orchidaceae.
CGCAACUGUUUAAAAUUCUCCCCGAAUCGCAGUUGGCACUCAGGAAUAGGAAGAAUCUUGCCACCAUAAGACGAACCUGGCAUGUUCCACAUAUUUCGUUUCGCUUUUAAAGCGCACAUUCGUCCCGAUUAGGUUCUGAUUUGAUCGCCGGAUAAUCGGUAGAAUGGCUGCGGAAGCGGCGGAAGGGAGCGCAGAGUUGAAAAGAGGGGCGAUCGUGGUUGGAAUUGAUGACAGCGAGCACAGUUUCUACGCGCUUCAAUGGAUCCUCCGCCGCUUCUUUUUCGGCGGGAGCAAUGUUUCCCCACUUGGCGCUGAUUAUAAGCUAAUCGUCAUCCAUGCCAAACCCCUCCCUAGCUCGGUAAUCGGUAUAGGAGGGCCAGGAGUUGCUGAUGUCCUUCCUUAUGUAGAGCUAGAUUUGAAGAGAAUUGCUACUGAGGUGAUUGAGAAGGCUAGAAAGCUUUGUGUUGCUAACUUGGUAAGAGAUGUUAUAUUUGAAGUGGCGGAAGGAGACGCAAGGAAUAUUCUCUGUGAUGCUGUGGAAAAGUUUAAUGCAGAUGUGCUUGUUGUUGGCAGCCAUGGCUACGGAGCAAUAAAAAG